Molecule: messenger RNA, 537 nt
Organism: Pyricularia oryzae 70-15
Lineage: Eukaryota; Fungi; Ascomycota; Sordariomycetes; Magnaporthales; Pyriculariaceae
Exons: 6
Coding region: 1-537 (178 amino acids)
Source: RefSeq, a predicted model, not a curated record
AUGGCAAGGCCACUUCAGACACAACGGUCCCAGACUGAAGCCAGGGCGUCGCGACGGUGGAGCAGGAAAGACAAGACGCCGUCGGUUGGUACGCUCGGCCUAGCGUACUUAUCAACCUUCUCGCUCCAGGAUAUCGCCGGUCUCCAAGCUGAGAGUAGGUUUCUUGUUAGGGUGAACUGGUUCGGCCGUCCUGAGGGUGUGUCGGAAAGUGCCCACCCCAGGCAGAGAUCUGGACGUGGUUCCCUUGUCCUCAAAGCCCGCCACCACGACCUUUAUGAUUAUAGUGUCGAUGGGCUGAAUGGCAGUGGGCAAGGUCUCAAUCUUUCUGAAAGCAAGGGAAUGCAGGGGGGCAGGGGUACCGGACACAGUACAGUGGACACGCAUUCACAGUUUGUAUCUAAUGGGACAAAAAUCAACCCAUGCAUCGGAGGCGUUCUUAGGGAUGCAGUUCUCCAGCAUUUGAUAGGAGGUUAUGGCGAAGAAUAUGCUGGACGAAAAAAGGGCUGGCAACUCGGUACUGGGCUCGCAGCGAGAUGA